UAUGACAAAGCAGUUUUAUAUUUGCAUAUACUUUGCAUGUAAAAACUGGAAUUUCCCACAUGGGAUAAUGAUUAGUCAGAGGGUUUCUGGUCAUGAAGGCCUGGAAAACUGCUGUGAGAAAAGAGAAAUAAAGCCAUUUCUUAAACGAAAAAAAAAAAAAAGAGAGAGGUUAAAAGUACUAUGAAGUAAAAUAGAAUAAAAAAUGCAAAUCACUACUUUUUAAUGGCAUCAGCAAAAAGCUGCAAUGUCAGAGGAUGCUCACCACGAGCUGCAAGUUUCUUGACACCUGCAUUUUAUCUUCUAACGAUCUGUUUGCAAAGAAAAAAGAUGUGAUGAUAUGUGUGGGCUUUGAAGAAGGGGUUGGGGGAUGAAAAAAAUAUCAGUCCUUAUCAAACCUCAGAUCUAGUUUCUGUCUUCCUCUAACUGUACAUACUACAAAGUAUUUAUAAAGGGUAGGCAGAUAACUGACUCAGACAUCUGCAACAACUCGACAUCAAAAGCUGCAAAUCAUCUUUAAAAAUCAUGAGGACAUCUUGUGUGUGUCUGGUUCUUGGGCUGGUCCUGCUGGUGGCCUGGACUUCUGAGGCUCAGCCUCAAGCGCCAGCAAUCCCUGAAAAAUGCUGUUUCAACUUCAUUGACUUCCCAAUUCCACGCAACAGAAUUGUGAGUGCUGUGCAGACAAGCAUCGAUUGCCCCGUCAAAGCUUAUCUGGUUACAACACACAAGGGUGAAUUUUGUGUGCAACCAGAUGCGCCUUGGCUAAAGAAGGUCCUUUAGUGGGAGCUCCUGCCAUUGAAUAUGCAACACCUGAAUUAUACCAUGCAGCACUUAAUACAGCUGUUCCUUCUUAUGAAAUGUAUUUGAGUUUUUGCUAAAUAAAUUGCAAUACAUUGCUAAACACAAUCUUUUAAGUUUUAAAACUUUACUUUUGUAUUAAUCUGUUCUGAAUUGUAAAAGCUGAAAAUGCAAAUGAUUAUUAAAAUGCAUGGAGAUUAUGCCGUGUCUUGAAUGUGUGCAUCUUAGCAUAAAUACUGAAAGGGAAAGACCAUAUGACUAUUGGAUUUAGCAUAACAUCUCAUGUUUAAUAAUGAACAGUUAGGCUAAAAGAAUAACAGACAUCGAUAUCAUAAAGAAAAAACUAUUGAAAAUUGAAAACAGUAUACAUAUACAAAUAAUAAUAAACAUGUCUAGAGAGCCAUGUUCAAGUCUACUAUUAAAAAGAGGCGAAGAGUGGUUAAAAAUUCUCUCUGUUCCCCCUCCAAAUACGGGUUCAACAAAAAAUCCCAAACUAUUCAAAGAGUUCAGAGCAUCUGUGUGACUUAGCAAUCUACAACAGGAAUAACUGAGUGUUUUAACUUGCAUAAUGACAAACGUACUAAAUAAAUGUAGUAUGAAGCAUAAAAAGACUAAAAAGGACGUUUGCAAUGGGUAGGUUGAGUGUUUUGUGCACUGGCCGGUCCGUUGCUAGUAGAUGCAAGCUAGUGAGAAUGUGACGCUUGAUUGGCAACAAAUUGCAAACUUGACUGCUCUGUUUGGCAUAUAAUAGACCUAAAGCCUGCAUGCUAUCAAUCGAACUAUCCUACAGAAACUAAGAGACUUAGAUUCUCAUGAACAUAUUUGGAAUAUAGAGUGAGUUUAUUAAAAAAGGUCCAAGUUCAGGAGUUCAAGUUGAUGUGUGGGUAGAUGUCAAAAAAAAAUAAAAAAUCUAUAAAAUAAUAUUGGUGUAGAUUACAAAACUCACUGAAGUUAAAAGAAUACUUCACCCCAAAAUAAAAACACUUGCAUCAUGUACUCACCCUCAUGCUGUUGCAAAUCUGUUGAAUUCCAUUGUAUGGAAAAAGGAUGCAAUGAAAAGUGAACGGUGAAUGAGGCAUUCAACCCAAAAUUUCCUUUUUUGUUCCACAAGAAAGUCAAACAGGUUUGGGACAACAUAAGUGUGAGUAAACGAUGACAUUUAAAUUUGUGGGUGAACUGUCCUUUUAAAAUAUGCUCUGAUCUACAACCUGCCAUACUGGUAGAAGCCUAAGUCCCAACCAUUAUAUGAAACAAACCAUAACUGGUCUCAGAUCAGCUUGGAAAUUGACAUUUUUGACAAUCUCUUCACAAUAAUAAUAAUAAUAAUAAUAAAAACACAUCAGGAAUAAAAAAAAAAAAAAAAAAGAAAAUAACAAAAA
Xyrauchen texanus (razorback sucker) is the source of this 2174-nucleotide messenger RNA. RefSeq names its product C-C motif chemokine 13-like. Gene Ontology annotation, cellular component: extracellular region. Gene Ontology annotation, molecular function: CCR chemokine receptor binding; chemokine activity. The record is from RefSeq and is a predicted model, not a curated record. The transcript has 3 exons. Gene Ontology annotation, biological process: positive regulation of ERK1 and ERK2 cascade; chemokine-mediated signaling pathway; cellular response to interleukin-1. Bases 523 to 777 code for a protein of 84 amino acids. Lineage: Eukaryota; Metazoa; Chordata; Actinopteri; Cypriniformes; Catostomidae.